Molecule: messenger RNA, 681 nt
Organism: Aspergillus alliaceus
Lineage: Eukaryota; Fungi; Ascomycota; Eurotiomycetes; Eurotiales; Aspergillaceae
Exons: 2
Coding region: 165-584 (139 amino acids)
Source: RefSeq, a predicted model, not a curated record
CGACCGGCUGGCAGUACAGCCCCGUAUAACCUGGCUGAUUACCCUCCACCAGGCGCGGUUCCACCUUCGCCGCCGUAUGGUUAUCCCCCUCCUCCUGGACCAGAGUCAUACGUCUCUCGGCCCCGGAGGGCAGACGAGAAUGUCUAAACACUCAAUCUCCAUCGAUGACCCCCCGUGCGAGAAGGCGGAUAUCGCGUGCUGUGAGCCAGCCCCCUCAUUCUAAGUCAGUCGCUUUCGAUCUCAGCCCAGAAGAUGGUCGACCGAUGGAUCCGGGCUAUGAAACUGAUGAUAGUGAUUCUACGGUUGGGUCGCCGAGUGGAGGUCGUCGCCGCAGCCGUUACCGACGCCGUUCUUCCUCUGAAUCUUUUAAUCCUAGACUGAGACCUGACACCCAGCAAUCGUCCUCCGAAAAGAGUCAGAGAUCAAAGGAUCCAGGAAAAGAUUUGGAGUCGGACUCGGACUCGACGAUUGAUCUCCCUGAUCGUUUCGACCCACAAGGCCGACUUCUUCCCCAGCGCGAGGACGAUAUGUUCGCUGGUGGGCUCGAUACUUUGCUCAGGGGGAUAAAUAGAGUAUUUGUUUAGCUUUUCUGUUAUUCUACUUGUUUAUGGACUUUAUGAUUGUCUAUCGGGUGGCUUGUUAUAUUUUUGGCUUUCGUGUAACGUGAUGAUGACCUUAUGA